Molecule: messenger RNA, 345 nt
Organism: Lactuca virosa
Lineage: Eukaryota; Viridiplantae; Streptophyta; Magnoliopsida; Asterales; Asteraceae
Source: the annotation of a GenBank genome assembly
AUGCAGGAUGAUGCCGGUGAAGUGGAGAGGACGAAUAAGGAAAUGGAGGCAGAGAGGAUGAAGAUCGAGUCGGAUAAUCGUGGGGUAAUUAGGAGGGUUUUUAGGGUUGAAGAACAAAAAGUCCCGUUCCCUAGUUUGAUCAAGGUGGAUCAAUCACAGAACACGAAAGGGCAAAAGGUUGUUCAUGAUCUUAAGGAGGCUGUACAGCUAGUAAAGGCUAAUGCGAAGCACAAUUUUGAUGAGACCUUGGAAGCCCAUGUAAAAUUAGCUGUCGAUCUGCGGCGUACAGACCUGAAGCUUACGGGGUCAUUGUCUCUUCCUCAUGGCAGUGGAAAGGUAGCAUAG